AUAAAAGGCGAAGCUCCGCAUUUAUUACUAAGACAGAUCACAUAUUCCAGUAAGCGAUGUCAAGUAACAACAUUUUCGUUUCACUCGUUAUAUUCUCAUUAGGGCUAGGAUACAUCGAGGCUAUAUGUGACGAAAUAGGAAUGACGGCAAUCGGAUCGUGCAUGAGCACCCAUAUUCCUGGUUACAGCAAAUUCGCCCAGGAUAACCCAACCGGUGCCCCUGAGGGAUAUGAAACCAAUUGGAAGUUCCUUGUGGACACUAUGAUUCCACUCGCCUGUAGCGUGAUGGAUAACUUUGCGGCCACGGAACAAUGCUGGAAGGACUCAGCCCCCGAUUGUUUAACUGGAGAAAUAGGUGAAUCAUUAUAUUCCCAACUUAACGUUCUCCGAGGAAACUACACUGAACUGUGCAGAAACGAUUGUUACUUGGAAUUCUUCCCAUGCCUGAAAAACUACAGUCAGGUUAUCCAGCCCCAGUUGGUGGGACAAUCCGAUGAAACAGUAUGCAGCUCGAUGGAAAACAUAUGGCUACCGUGUAUUUGGCGGUCUCAACCUAUCUGCCCAGACUAUUACAGCUUUUAUGAACGCCUCAUGGUUGAUGAAAUGAGUACGGUUCUCGCAAAAAGUUGUCCGGAUAUCUCCCUUGAUCACGAGCCGUACACGAUGCCACCAAUUGUUAAUUCAACUGUCACUUCUAGCGUUAGACGCAUGGUGACUACGGAUAGUACAACUGCAAUUGAUGAAACUGGAGGAAGUGACAUAGCGACAGCACAUCUAAUGAUGACGGUGCUGUGUCUAACGUUGGUGUUCUCACUCAGACGAUAAAUUAGAUAAAAAUGCAGUAUGGUAUUGAACAGUAUGUCUGUGGCUCAUUUUUGGCCCAGAAUUUCAAUGUUUAUUAGCUCGGCUCUGAUCUGAUGUGAAAUGUGGAUGGAAAUUUAUAUAUAUUACAGAUGAUAGAUGAGUUGAUGUUCUAACAUGCUAAUGCUUUGUGAUAAUUUGAAGUAAUUAUUAACUAAAGAGUACAGCAGAAGAUAAUAAAAUAAUACUGUAUUUAGUUGAUGAUUUUUCAAUCCUUAUCCACAAUAGAUCCACAGAAGACUAGGCAAUGACAUCUUUAAAGACAUCAAUGAUGAGCCAAUGGAAACCAAUGUAGACUUAGUUUUCAAACUGUGCAAAGGUGAAAAAUAUGUGCCCAUCGAAAAAUGUGUAGUCAGUUUAAGAAUAGAUGUUGUGCAGUGUUGGAGUAUGUGUGUAUGUUAUUUAAGGAAAAGUGUUAUUGUUGUCCAAUAAUGAAAGAGAGAGAGUCGAGUUUUUACUCUGGGCUCAUUAGACCCAGGUCUCAGUCGGGGUGC
Molecule: messenger RNA, 1354 nt
Organism: Owenia fusiformis
Lineage: Eukaryota; Metazoa; Annelida; Polychaeta; Sabellida; Oweniidae
Source: the annotation of a GenBank genome assembly